UUUUCUGUUGCAUAAACCCUUCCUCUCAUUUGAGUUCUAAGACUAAAACACACAGCACGAGUGUAAUGUACUAAUGAAUCUGCGUUUCAACACUGCGAUUCCAUGAGUCUCGUGUGCAACCUCAGACACAGGAUCCUGCCACCAUCUCCCUCGCCCUUGGUCCUCUUCAUCCAACGGCGAUGGAAGAAACCCACCGUCUCCGCCCAAACCCGUUUGGAAGACAGAGUAAGAGACCCCCACCUCGACAAGUUCACGACCCACUUCAAAAAACUCGACCUUGUCCUCAGAAUCCACCACCUCAUGUCCACCCGCAAGCGCGGUCCCUUCGUCUCCCUCACCCUCAUGUCCCGUUGGAGAAACAUCCUCGGACUCCACGUCCCCGUCGCCUCCUUCCUCCACAAACACCCCCACGUGUUCCACGUUUUUACCCACCCUCUCAGGAGGAACACGUGUUGCAGGAUAACAAAAGGGAUGAAAGACUUGAUCUUGCUUGAAGGGGUUGUGCUGAAGCAGCAACAGAUGGAGGCUGUCAAGAGGGUGAAGAAGUUGUUAAUGAUGUCUGUGAGUGGCACUCUUCGUUUGCAUGCGUUGAGGUUGAUCAGAAGAGAAUUGGGUCUCCCUGGGGAUUUCAGAGACUCCAUUCUGGCCAAGUAUAGUGGGGAUUUCAGGUUGGUUAAUUUGGAGGUUGUGGAAUUGGUUCAUUGGGAUGCUGAAUUGGGGGUGGCUCAGGUUGAGAAAUGGAGGGAGAAGGAGUAUGUGGAAAAGUGGUUGAGUGAGUUUGAAACUAAGUUUGCAUUUCCCAUUAGUUUCCCAACUGGGUUUAAGUUUGAGAGAGGGUUUAGGGAGAGGUUGAAGAAUUGGCAGAGGCUUCCAUACACUAAGCCUUAUGAGAAGAAGGAGGUGGUUCGGGUGAAGACGUGUGGAGGGAUCGAGCGAUACGAGAAGAGGGCUGUGGCUGUUCUUCAUGAGCUGUUGAGCUUGACUGUGGAGAAAAUGGUUGAGGUUGAUCAGUUGGCUCAUUUUCGUAGGGACUUUGGUAUUGAAGUUAAUGUGCGGGAAUUGUUGUUAAGGCACGCUGGUAUAUUUUACCUGUCUACUAAAGGGAAGACUCUAACUGUUUUUCUCAGGGAAGCUUAUAGGAAAGGGGGUUUGAUUGAGCCGAAUCCGGUGUAUGAGGUGCGUAGGAAUAUGUUGGAUCUUGUAUUGUUAGGAUGUAGGAAAACCAGACAGUUGGUAGCUUGUGAUGAAUCUAAGGAAGAGAGUAGUUCUAGUGUAGUUUAUGAAGUGAAUGAGGAAGGUGAAAGACAAGGAGAUUGGGUGAUUCCUUUCUUGGAGAAUUGUGAGGAGAAUAGAUCCCCUUGAUUCUGUGAAGGUAGCAGAGGCAGCAUAUUUAGCUUAUUGAGUUCAUAUUUUUAUUCUCCUGUGCAAUGUUUCAUUUGCACUAUAUUGAUCUUGAUACAUCACUUGCCAUGUGAUGGCUUGAUGAAACAGGCUGUGGGCAAAUCAUCUACUAUCUAUUAAAAAAUGUGCUUUUCUGCUUGUAGGAUGCUCUCCAUGCAUACUAGCUCUCAAAUGACAAACAUUUGCCAUCUAGACAUUUUACAUGUGUCCAAUUGGUUCUCUCUCGCGGGAUUCUGGCUUGCAUACACUUUGUCCAUUUGCUUUUCUCUUUACCUUUCUAUAAUUCAGAUUUCAAAUUAUGAAUCAUCUUGUGCAAGAGCUCUAGAGCCUUUAUAUUGACAGAGUUUCUUGCAAAAGAGGCUUAAAACAUCUGGAAGAAAAUUGUGAUGAAAAAUCUUCUCAAGAAGAAAAGAGGGACUUCAGACUAUUUAUACCACUUCACUGCAAAACAGCAGGAUUCUUUAAAAGUUGGUAAGUGGAGCAAUGGAGUUAAGGUGACCGAGGAAGAAGCAUUAGUUGAACAGUGAAGGAUGUUUGCAAAGGCAAGUACUAGAAUGAAUGGUGUGGCCAUUGCUUCCAAGCAGCCUCAUGUUGACCAAAGUUUAGAUAACUCACUUUGGAACCUUUAUUUUCUUGAAACAUAGGCUAGCAUCUGUGACUCCUGUCUCUGCUUCUAGUUAGCCUGAUCUUGGGCAACAAAGUGGUUCCAUUUUAUCAUGCUGGGAGCUAUGUUUCAUUAUGUAUGAUAGGAACCCUAUGUAAUGAUGGUGCAAUGCAUGAGCUUUUGACUGGUAAAUAAUACCUGAAGAAGCCUAUGAUAGUUAUGAAGUGCUUAUGUACUGACUAGGAUGCUUAUGUAAUGAUUAGAUUAGACUAUGGGCUUCUUUUUUGAUAAAUUUUUUGGAGAAGCGCUUAUAGGAAAGAAAAUAAGAAAAAUAAAUGAAAUUUACUUCUCCAUAAA
Cajanus cajan (pigeon pea) is the source of this 2362-nucleotide messenger RNA. RefSeq names its product Ubiquitin carboxyl-terminal hydrolase family protein. The record is from RefSeq and is a predicted model, not a curated record. Gene Ontology annotation, molecular function: RNA binding. NCBI's taxonomy places the organism in Eukaryota, Viridiplantae, Streptophyta, Magnoliopsida, Fabales, Fabaceae.